CGGCCCAUCAACAAGAUCGCCGCUAAUGCGUGAUGGCGUCGGUACCUGCAGCCGGUCAAUCACCCCGCAGCUUGCAGUUGAAGCUUAACAAAAAUCUGCCCCUCAUCGCGUGCGCAACAUUUGAACAGGGUGGAGUAGGAAACACUGACCAUAGAAGUGAGGUAAGACGUAGUGACAACCAUGUCUGGCUCCAACAAGAUCUUUGUAGCCGUCGUCGGCGUGGGUGGCGUGGGCAAAGCCUUCCUCGGACAACUCGAGCACCUCAGGGCCCGCAUGCAACGGCAAAACGUGCUCCUAGAACUCGUGCUGGUUCGGCGAAGCAAGAAGCAGUACUUUGAUAACUUUGCGCCUCUCGACAUAUCACAAGCUCUGCAGAAUCUCGACAAUUCCGGCAAUGCAGCACCGCCAUUCGGGGAGACGGUAGACACCCUCGCCAAAGCACCAAACAAGGUCAUACUAGUCGACAAUACCUCAGACCAGGAGAUCGCUGCAUCGUACCCCAAGAUCUUGAGUAAGGGCAUCUCAAUAGUGACACCCAACAAGAAAGCCUUCUCCGACACCUACGACCUCUGGUCUCAGAUCUUCGCCUCCGCCGCCAAUGGCACCGGCGGACCAAAGUGCGGCUACGUCUUCCACGAGUCGACAGUAGGCGCCGGACUUCCAGUGAUCAGCACGCUAAAGGAGCUCAUCGAGACCGGCGACGAAGUGACCAAGAUCGAAGGCGUCUUUUCCGGAACGAUGAGCUUCCUCUUCAACUCCUUCAUGCCUGUUGGUGGCGGCGGUGGCAAGUUUAGCGCCGAAGUUAAGAAGGCGAAGGAGCUGGGCUAUACCGAGCCUGACCCGCGAGACGACCUCAACGGUCUUGAUGUCGCGCGGAAACUCACGAUUCUUGCGCGAAUAGCUGGCUUGAAAGUGCAGUCGCCCACUUCUUUCCCGGUUGAGUCACUUAUACCGAAGGAGCUAGAAUCCGUCAGUUCCGGCGACGAGUUCCUGGAGAAGCUACCUCAAUUUGACGAUCAGAUGGAGGAACUCAAGUUGUCAGCUGCGAAAGAAGGCAAAGUCGUACGAUUUGUCGGUAGCAUAGAUGCCCCAUCCCAAGCCGUAAGGGUCGGCUUAGAGAAGUUUGAUGCCAGUCACCCGAUCGCAGCGCUAAAGGGCAGUGACAACAUUAUCAGCUUCCAUACCAAGCGGUACGGCUCGAACGCAUUGAUCAUACAGGGUGCCGGCGCCGGCGGCGAAGUGACUGCCAUGGGCGUUACGGGCGAUCUUCUGAAAGUUGUAAGGUUAUUGCAUUAGCGUGGCGCUUGAAGAUGGAAAAGUCUGCUUCUCUGCUCUAUGUCUGGAGUACAGUAGUCGUUGUACAGGCAUGGAGUCGCCCAUCAUGCGACUGUCGACACAACACCGUACGCCUGGCGAACUCGCCCCAACCUUCACAAAGUCCCCCCUUG
This is a messenger RNA of Baudoinia panamericana UAMH 10762, 1448 nucleotides long. RefSeq lists its product as uncharacterized. Gene Ontology annotation, molecular function: aspartate kinase activity; homoserine dehydrogenase activity; NADP binding. The transcript has a single exon. The coding region runs from base 181 to 1296 and encodes 371 amino acids. The record is from RefSeq and is a predicted model, not a curated record. NCBI's taxonomy places the organism in Eukaryota, Fungi, Ascomycota, Dothideomycetes, Mycosphaerellales, Teratosphaeriaceae. Gene Ontology annotation, biological process: aspartate family amino acid biosynthetic process; L-homoserine biosynthetic process.